Molecule: messenger RNA, 1711 nt
Organism: Phycomyces blakesleeanus NRRL 1555(-)
Lineage: Eukaryota; Fungi; Mucoromycota; Mucoromycetes; Mucorales; Phycomycetaceae
Exons: 10
Coding region: 11-1711 (566 amino acids)
Biological process (GO): exocytosis; intracellular protein localization; Golgi to plasma membrane transport
Cellular component (GO): exocyst
Source: RefSeq, a predicted model, not a curated record
GUAGUGAAGUAUGAAUCCAGCAAGUGUUCUACGAAAGAAGUCGAACAGCAGUGAUGCUUUUAAAAAAAAAGAAAAAGACAAAGAUAGAGUAGCAGGAAGGAUUGGGUCUCCUUUAGCAAUGAAUGCAUCAUCAAAUACAUCUGCAUUUCAAUCCGGAAUCUCAGUUAAACCAUCAUCACGCGCACCUCCCGGUAUUAACGGAACAUUUGCUUCCACAGCUCCUAUUGUCAUUGAUCUUCAUAGAUUUGCAGAUGAGAACAUGCAGCCUGAGGAGUACGUUCAUCGUGCUCUAGGAGAUGCGAAUGAGGAAGGAAUCAGGGCCUUCCACAAAUCACUAAUAGAAUCAAAGCAUGUCGUGGGUGGUGACUUGCAACGAAAUGUCUAUCGAAACUAUACAGAGUUUGUCGCCAUAUCAAAGGAAAUCUCAAACCUUGACGGCGAUGUUCUUCAUCUUAAAGGCUACCUAAAUGAAUUGCGCAAUAUAUGGGAAGGCUUCUUAGCAUCUACUGAUGCCUCAAAUGAAUUACUUCCAACAAAUGACGGUGUAUUUUCUGAGCCAAUUCUUCCUUUAAGAAGGCGAAGUGAAUUGAUGACAACAGAUAUGCAGACCAUACAUCGUGCUCAGAUAGUAGCGCUUUGGGAAAAUGUAGAUGGAUCACAGAAGUUUAUACCUUAUGCACAAGAUCGCCAGAUUGUUCGUGAAUGCGUGAAUUUUGUAGAGCUAGAUCCCCGUACAGGGCAGCCACACCAAGCUGUUCAUAUAUUCCUUCUCAACAAUUGCAUUCUGGUUGCUUCUCGUAGAAAGCGAUCUAUAGCAAAUAAAUACAAGCUCAUGGCUGAGUAUUACUGGAAUCUCGAAGAUACUACAAUGCUUGACAUUAAAGAUUCCCCAGAACUCCAAAAUUCCCUUAAGAUUGUCGUGUAUCCAAACACAUAUCUUUUCCGUGCAGAUAGACCCGAAGACAAACUAGGUUUAUUACAUGCUUAUAGGCGUGUAAUGGACGAAGACAACGAUAAAAGCCAGGAUCAAGCCAAAAAUGGCCGGUCUAAUAACGGUCGAGACAAUCAGCAACCCACGUCCCUUGAUCCAGACGACCUAAAGUGGCUAACAGAACUCCCGGAUGAACUUGAGGUUCUUAUUGCUAUCCGUGAAUUUGAAAAUGCAGUCAUGCUCAUUGAAAAAGCUCGAACCAUCUUCAAGGGUUACUCUGCCGAUCUUGCAGCACUGCGCGACAUUCGAACGCAAGUGCAGAAAUAUACAGAUUUGCUGUGUACAACAAUCAGCAAUGACCUUGGCAAUAUCCUUUUGACCAAGUUGCAGUUCCAGCGUUUUGUAGGCUGGCUCCUUAGACUAGACAAGGGAGAGCAGGCACGGGAAGUCUUUUUGGCCACCCGAUCCCUUAUUAUCAAGAAAAGAAUCAGGCAAUUGAUAUUCGAAGGAGAUAUUCCAACGUACAUUGGUGAGCUCGCACUUGUGGUGUUUACCUUGAUCCGAAAUACAUGUGAAUGGUAUCGAGAUUCAUUUAAACAAAAUGAUAUGGCGUCUGGUUUUGUAAAUUGGGUCCGUGAACAGACAAACAUUUAUGCAACUAUCUAUAAGCGGCAAGUGUUUAACAACAGCCACUUGAGCUGCCAGAUUAUAUCAGACUGCUUUAAAUCAACACUAGAUCAAUGUGCGAUUGUAAGACUUGCUAAAACACAAUACUUUUAA